Messenger RNA from Orbilia oligospora ATCC 24927, 1392 nucleotides. RefSeq lists its product as uncharacterized. The record is from RefSeq and is a predicted model, not a curated record. Bases 1 to 1392 code for a protein of 463 amino acids. NCBI's taxonomy places the organism in Eukaryota, Fungi, Ascomycota, Orbiliomycetes, Orbiliales, Orbiliaceae. The transcript has 5 exons.
AUGUAUCGUCCAAAUCUUGCCUUCAUCAAAUCUAGCACUCCACGAUCUCGCGAGUGUAAAAGGUUUUUGAGAUGCUCUACAUUGUGGCAACUUAACAAACCCACUCUCGCCGGUCCAGAUCCAACAGCCUUGAAAGUUAAAUUCAGGACCUGGAAAACCUUCUUCGAUGAAGUCGAUAUAUUCUCGAAAGUGGCUCUAGAACCUCGUUUCGAUUUUUCGACCUUUGACAAACAAGGAUUGAAAGUCCUUCGAAAUACAAAUUUGGAAGACGAAGACGUAGUCAAAGAUUCUUCCAUCGAUGCGUUCGAAAACCCAUGCUUGAAAGCCAUAGAGACCAUAUACGGUGGACGAUCGCGUCCAGUCUUUCGCCCACCAAGUCCGUUCUUGAACAUCGGGUUCCCCAGCCGAGUACUUAUAUUCCAACAAGGAGAAGGCUCUGGUUUCCAAGGAAUGCCGAUGCCCAAGUUGCUCGUAAAUACCAAGACACCACACGAACUUCCUCUCAAGGGAGUAGACAUUGUCACCGAAGUCAACAAGAACCGAAAAGACGGGGCGAAUAAGUACCUACGAGCCGUUCAUCAACUCCACGGUUAUAUGUACUACAAUAAGGUCGACUAUGGUAUCUUAACUACCGUUGAAUCAACAAGAGUUUUCAGGCGUAUCCACACUACAGACUACCCAGAGGGCUUGCUCGAGUUUUUUAAGGCUUUCAGGAAAGAUCCCACCUAUGUCCCGAUAGAUCCUACAUCCACGUUCGAGCUGCCAGAGACCAUUCUCCUACUUGAAGGACGCAGCAAAAUCAAUACGCCAAUUCCAGGCUUAAAACUCGGCCGCGAAAAUAGUGCGGGGAAAAGCGCCAAGGACCUGCGAUUUUUGUUGCAACAUGCUAUUGGAAGAUGCCACUCAAAGGUUAUACGAGCCAAGGCCUUCAUUGCAGGUCAGGAUCCCGAGACUUGCACGGGAACAUCGGUUAUUGUAAAGAUGUAUGAUCUUUACAAUCCAAAGACGAUUCUAAAAUACAAAAAGAGGUACAAACAUCUAUCGUCUCUCCAAGGCACUCACAUCCCACGACUAUACGUCAGUGGCGAUCACAUAGACGGCGGAUACGGUAUCGUAGUUUUAGAAGACUGUGGCAAAGAAAUGAACGAGCACGUUUUCAAAGACCCAGCCACAAAGGAGCAGGCCAAAAAAGCAUUGUUGGAAAUUCACCGACUUGGGGUCUUGCACGGGAAUAUCAGGCGUAGCAACAUAACUUACGACAAGGAAAAUGGUUCUGAUCCCCUGCAAAUUCGAAUAAUCGAUUUUGGGAAUGCUACCUUUGAUACCGAAAAAGUGACUGAUAGCGCCAAAGAGUUCGAGAUAAAACGAAUUACGUCGAAUCUGAACGAAUGA